CACAUCUCUUCACCACGGACCCCUGUCCAUAAGAACUCUGGCUAGCUUGGAACCCCUUGUUUACUUCUCUUAAUUUCCUUGCUCUCAACUCGAGAAAGAUAACCAAAUAACAAAAAUAGAUCAAUGGCUGAGAAUCCUAUCAUCACAAUAUGUCUUAUGGCAAUUCUUUUUAUAACUCGCUUAGCAUCCACCCUUGGAAAAUCCAAGCCAUGGACUGGUUUUUUACCUCCUCAGAUCCAAACCCUUGAUUUCGCACGUCAUCUUCAUGUUGAACCCGAUGCCAUCAAAUCGGUCUCUUCUGAUUACGGUAACAUCGUCCAUGAAAAUCCAGCCGCAGUUCUUUAUCCAUCGUCAAUAGAAGAUAUAACGAGCUUAAUAAAAUUCUCGUACAAUAACUACACCCCUUUUACUGUAGCUGCCAGGGGCCACGGCCAUUCUGUUGGGGGACAGGCUAUGGCUUCUAAUGGAGUAGUAGUGGAUAUGACGAGUCUAAGGAAUCAUAAAAAUGGGACUGGAAUUACUGUCUCAAAAUGCCCUUCAUUGGGUUUCUAUGCCGAUGUUGGAGGUGAGCAGCUAUGGAUUGAUGUUUUGCAUUCCACCAUGGAACAUGGAUUUGCUCCGGUGUCAUGGACAGACUACUUGUACCUUAGCGUUGGUGGGACUCUCUCAAAUGCUGGAAUUAGCGGAACAACAUUUCGGUACGGUCCUCAGAUUAGCAAUGUCUAUGAAAUGGAUGUCGUUACCGGGAAAGGAGAACUGGUUACCUGCUCUUCACACACGAAUUCUGAGCUAUUUUAUGCUGUUCUAGGAGGUUUAGGACAGUUCGGAAUUAUAACUAGAGCAAGAAUAGCUUUAGAGCCAGCACCAAAGAGGGUGAAGUGGGUGCGAAUGCUUUACAGCGAUUUUUCUGCUUUUACAAGAGACCAAGAACGUUUAAUCUCAAUCAAUGGAAGGAAGCAGAAGAAUGCACUCGACUAUUUGGAAGGUUCACUUCUUAUGGCUCAAGGACCUCCAAAUAAUUGGAGAUCCUCCUUCUUCCCAUCAUCCGAUAUCCCUAAAAUAAUGUCCCUGGUAACCCAACAUGCCAUCAUCUAUUGUCUAGAAGUAGCCAAAUAUUAUGAUGAUGGGACCAGAUACACUGUUGACAAGGAUCUGCAACAAUUCCUCAAAGGUUUAAGCUUCGUUGCCGGCUUUAUGUUUGAGAAAGAUGUUUCCUUUGUGGAUUUUCUAAAUAGAGUCCGAAGUGGAGAGCAAAAGCUUCAUUCGCAAGGAUUAUGGGAUGUUCCUCAUCCAUGGUUAAAUCUCUUCCUGCCAAAAUCUCGUAUUCUGGAGUUCAACAAGGGUGUUUUCCAUGACCUUGUCCUUAAGCGUAAUAUUACGACUGGAGUCGUUCUUUUUUACCCUAUGAAUAGAAAAAAAUGGGAUGAUAAAAUGUCCGCGGUUAUACCAGAAGAAGAUAUUUUCUAUACCGUGGGAUUCUUGCACUCAAGCGGGUUUAAUGACUGGCAAGCCUAUGAUCAUCAGAACAAGGACAUAUUGAAGUUCUGUGACAAAGCUGGUAUUGAGAUUAAGCAGUACAUGCCCCUUUACAAUAGUAAUAAAGAAUGGAUUAAUCAUUUCGGAUCGAAAUGGAGAAAUUUUCGAGAGAGAAAAGCUCAGUUUGAUCCAAAAAUGAUGCUGUCACCAGGGCAGAGAAUCUUCAAUGACAUAUAAGGCUUAGGUUUUCUUUUCUCGCAGUGUUUCAGCUGCUAGUAGCAUGGUUAGAUAAGGGAAAAAAAUUAAAAAAAAAUAGAGCUGUUGCUACGAGGGAUCUCUGCAAUUGGAUCAUGUUCCUUGAGAGCUUUAUCUUUCGGUAAUUUCUUUUUCUUAAUCAUUAAGGAAGGGUUUGAAUGUCAAACUCUUUGUCAGGUGAAGGUACCAAAUUUCUGGGCUAGUCAAUUGGUGUACCGAAGAGCUGCUUUUACCUUCUCACCUGUAAAUAAUUAAUUGCAUGGAGAACUAAAUAAUUAAGUGAUGGA
Messenger RNA from Populus nigra (black poplar), 2018 nucleotides. RefSeq names its product cytokinin dehydrogenase 3-like. Gene Ontology annotation, molecular function: cytokinin dehydrogenase activity; FAD binding. The record is from RefSeq and is a predicted model, not a curated record. The coding region runs from base 124 to 1713 and encodes 529 amino acids. Gene Ontology annotation, biological process: cytokinin metabolic process. The transcript is spliced from 5 exons. NCBI's taxonomy places the organism in Eukaryota, Viridiplantae, Streptophyta, Magnoliopsida, Malpighiales, Salicaceae.